UUUUUAUAAAAGUUAAGAAUGGAAUUUCAAAGAGAAUGAAAAUGAAGCACAUCAGGCAUAAAGCAUAUAAGAAAGCCACCAGUGCCUACUAUUAAUCAGAAAUAAAGUUAAAGGGCUUGCUAAAGAAAGAUCUCAAAAAUGCCUCGUUCAUCAUGAAGUUGAUGCCACAUCCAAUAAACAUAAAGAAGGGCCAAGUCACUCUCGUCGAUGGUAUCACAAGAAAUCCUUGUCUGAAAGCAAGUUGAUUGGUGUGACGAAUACUCUCAAGAAAGAUAUUGCUCCAACUAAGCAAGCUGCACCAAGAAAAAGCAAGGACUCCCUCAAUAAGGCUGUAUGUUUCACAGAUGAGAAAUCGUUGGGAAUGAAAAAGUAUAUAGAAGAUAUCACCAAUAAAUAUGAACUAAAGUUAUCAAAACUUGAAUUGGAAAACAAGCUAUUAAAAGAGAAACUAAGUCAACAGAUUAAAAUCAAUGAGGAAAUGCAAAAACUAUUUUUAGCUGAAACGAAAAGAAUCGACUCUCUAAUAAAGAUAUAAAGAGCAAAAAUGAUGAUGCAGAUAACGAGGAUGACAUUGCUGCAUUGAGAGCUAGCGAAAUACCCUUGUUUCCAAAAAGAAGCAGAAACCGUAGCUCAUCAUUUGGGGAAUUAACUUACGUACAAAAGUCUUGUUAUAGUCAAUCCUUGAAAAAGAACUUAAACAGCAAAAGUAGCAAAAUAUUUUCCUCAGCUAAAGAUGUAAGUAGCCCAGGGCCUGGCUAUUCUGCUCUCUCAAGGAAGAUGGAUGAACUAGUCAAAUCUAAUCAGAAAACAAAAGGAGAGAAAUCAAAUAUAUCCAAAUUUGAACUUACUUCAGAGUUCAAAGGAUCACAAAUAGAGAAAAUAUCUGAAAAGUUCUUAACAGAAGAUGAGGAUGAGAAGGAUGGUCAUGAAGGAAUGGAUACGCAAGAAGAAACCUCAAAUGCACCUUCAAAGAUGCAGCAAGAUAGAAAUAUUCUCCAGAUCCCUGAAAGAUGUCAAAAAGGCGGAAGUCUUUUAAUUCCGUCUUCUCAUCACCAAGAUGGUCAAAUAUUAUUUAUUCACAAAUCUGACCCGAAUGAGAAAGGACAGCCUCGAGAUGAGCUUAAGAAGCUUGCUGGAAGCUUCAACGGAAGUGCAUUAAAUUGAUCAAGGCAGUCUCGGUAUCUGUACCAGAAUAGAAGUCAUAGCCAUCUUAACUCUGAAUACCCAUCAUCAAGAAGAGAAAUAGACGUAAUGUUCUCAGUAUGGAUGGAUGAUAGCAAAGCUUCUUCCUGAAUGCUCUGUGGCUCAGAUUUCUGGUUUUUCUCUCGAAAACACCACUGAAGAGUCUGAGGCAAGAUUUUCUGAGGUAGCUGCAGUAAAUAUCUCAUCAUAAUCAACGGGAAAAAGUGAAGAGCAUGCAAAUUUUGUAAAGAUAACCACGAACAUGCCGAUGAGUAAGGGAAAAUUGGAUAAUUUUUUCAAUUUUUAAUCAAUA
Moneuplotes crassus is the source of this 1495-nucleotide messenger RNA. The record is from the annotation of a GenBank genome assembly. Lineage: Eukaryota; Ciliophora; Spirotrichea; Euplotida; Euplotidae.